Messenger RNA from Trichomonas vaginalis G3, 492 nucleotides. Its product is annotated as integrase core domain containing protein family. NCBI's taxonomy places the organism in Eukaryota, Parabasalia, Trichomonadida, Trichomonadidae. The record is from RefSeq and is a predicted model, not a curated record. Gene Ontology annotation, biological process: DNA integration. Bases 1 to 492 code for a protein of 163 amino acids. Gene Ontology annotation, molecular function: nucleic acid binding. The transcript has a single exon.
AUGAAAAAUAAAGGAACUCGUGAAGUGUUAAGAGUUUUACAAAAGUUUGUAGCAGAACAUAACCCAAGUACUUUAACAUCAGACCAGGAUUCAGCAUACCUCAGCAAUGAAAUCACAGAUUUUCUCAUUAAGCAUAACAUAACUCACUACACUACUGAAGACCAUAACCAUAACAUACUCAGCAUCAUAAACCGCUUCAUAAGAACGCUCAGAGAUUUAAACCAAGAGCGAGACUUUACCGAAGAAACAAUGAAAUAUUUUCUCGAAGUAUAUAAUUCUUCAACACAUUCUACAACAGGACAUACACCAAAUUCAAUGACACAACAACAAGAAGAAAAGUAUAUACAAAAGAAACGAAGCCAAAAACAAAAUAUCAGAAAUUCAACACAAUUUACCCUCAUUCCUGGAACAAAAGUUCGUGUAGUUCUUGACGACAAACCAUUGACGAAGCAAAGCGAGGAGUGGUUAUUGAAAUACUUGGCUAUAACAUAA